CGAACGGAUUUUAUCUGAUUUCCGACAAAUAAUUCCUAUACAAACCUGGCGAUGUCUUUGUGAUUUGGUCUAAUCCCCAAGAAGAAGUCUUUGCGGUUCUGUUUGAUUUCCCACAAAUCCAGGUCUUUUUGUGGUUGAUUAUCCGAGUCGAAUUUAGGGUUUUUGGGCGACCAUGAAACGCAAGGAGCGAGAGGAGGAGAGGUUGUGUAGGAGCCGAAGUAAGAUAGGUCCGAUUGCAGUUGAUCUGAAGACUGCUAGAGUGACUAGAUUGCCUGCGAGGUCGACCCACCAAGAAGCACUCCCUCAAUCCAUGAAACGCAAGAAGGAGGCGGAUGGUAAUGAGACAAGCCCAAGUAGUAAGUUCGAUUCGCUCCCUUUCGAUCUAAAGAUGGCUAUAGUGAGUAGAAUGGGUGCCAAGUCUCUUAUGAAGUUCCGAUGCGUGUCAAAAAUUUGGUCUUCCAUCAUCCGAAGCAGAGGGUUCAUCGAUUCCUUCUUCUCUAUGUCCUCAAAGCAAUCGCCCCGGUUUAUAGUCGCUUUGGCUAACGGUGUAUGCAAUGAGCCUGAAGCGAAGCUCACCUUCUUCUUCUCGUUUGGGGAGUCUUGUUCUUCUUCUUCUUUGGUACCAAACUUGGAGAUGGCAAUACCAGUGGGACUGAGUUCCAUCAGAGAGUCUUUCGCUUCUCUCCAUGGCUUUCUCACCGUUGGCGUUCAUGGUGGGUUGAUGGUGUGUAACCCUAGCACGGAGCAGGUCAUAAAGUUGCACAGUUCCACCAGAUUCGUGGGAUACGAUCCGAUUGAAGGUCAACAUAAGGCAUUGUUUGUGGAAUCGAGAGUCUCUCGUUCUUCUGUUCAUCAAGACCACAAGGUGUUAACAUUGGGAGGAGGAUCAUGGAGACACAUUGAGGGUACCCCUGGACCUUAUAGACCGAUAUCAGUGGGAGUAUGCGUCAAUGGUGUCAUCUACUAUGGUGCUCGUAACUCACCCCAUUUUAGGAAUCCAGUUAUGGUGUGUUUUGAUGUUAGAACUGAGAAACUAAGUUUUAUCCAAGCACAUGAGACUCUCCUUCGGUGGGGCAAGGAUUCCAUAUUUAUAGAUUACAAUGGGAAGCUAGCUUCUAUUGUGAGAUACCCUUAUGAUCGUUUCAACAGUUUUGAUUUAUGGAUAUUAGAAGACCCCGAGAAACAUGAAUGGUCAAAGCAACAUUGCGUGUUUCCCUCCUCCGUUUGGGAUUCUGUUUGGGGCUUGGAAAUGUCUUUUCCAGGAACCAACAAGGAUGGGGAGAUCAUUAUGGCUCCAACCACCUUGUCACCUGAGAUUGGACCCUUUUACAUUUUUUACUACAAUGUUAAAACACAAAAUGUCAGAAGAGUUAGGCUCCUAGGCAUUGGAGACAAUAAAGAGUUUAGACGCUCUUAUGGAUUCUUAAAGCAGCGUGAUUGUUUUGUCCGUGUCGCACCUCAACAUGUCCACAGUAUUGCCUCUCUCUGAGAAAGGUUCCAAAUAAAAGUUUCAAGGUUUCAACAGGGGAUGUAUCAAUAAAAAGAUUGAGAUCAUGGCAAGCUAUGGUUGUUUUUAUUUUUAUUUGCAAUUUAAGAGCAAAGGUGUUCGAGUUAGAGAAGUUCUUAGUGGGAUCUAGAGAGAACAUAUACAACAAGAAAUAUUACAGAGCGUUCUAAGAGGAGCUCGAGGAUCCACGUUUCGUUCCUCCCUGAAAAGAAAGUUCAUCUUCUCUGGUGCAUUGUUCAUCGGUGUUUGUCUUCUUCACCAGAACAGUUUGCUUCCAAGACUCGCGAAGACUACACUACUGUGAAUUUAUUCUUUUUAACAACUAUUAGGAUUACGCCUACAAUAAGGCAGAUGCAUAAAUAUACAAAUAAUUUAAAUAUAUUUAAAAUAUUUAAUUCAUUUAGCUCAAAAUUAAAUUAUUUUUAUAUUUUUAUCAUUUCAAAUUUGUUUAUUUGUUUUACAAAUCAUAAACUUAUCUAAAAAGAAUCUAAAUAUUUUACACAUCAAAUUAUAAAACAUAAUUUCUUUUUCAAGUUUGUUCUAAUUUAGUUUCUAACAAUAUGUAAUCUCAACUUUUUUUUUAACAAAAAAACAUCUAACUAAUAGCUGUAGCUUUAAUUAAAUAUAAUGUUAAUUUUUUCAAAAUUACCCUUCACUUUUAUACAGUCACACACAAAAACUAAAAAGGCAUUAUCGUAAACUAAGUUUGUCAUCAUCUGCCUUUGUCGUGGAAACUCAUCAUCUGUUGACUCAAAAAAAUUAUUUUUUUUUCCAAAAUAAUCAUUUUCUCUUCUUUUAUGUGUUUGCCUAUUGAAAUUUUUUGCAAAAAAUCUCUAAUUUCACACAAUCAAAUUUUGAAUUGUGAACUGUGUGAAAAAGGGUCUUUCUGAUUGAUUUAGAGACUUAAGGGUAAAGAAAUAUUGGUGUAGAAAAGAGUUGUGAGUUGGAGAAGAGUUUGGAAGUCGUUUCAAGCAAUUUCGGCGCACAGUUUUCUCUUCUCCUUCAUCCUUCUUCUCGUUCUCAAGCUUGAUCAUGUUCUUUUUCAAUCAUGAUGGUCUGUUUUUUUUUCUUUCUUUUUCCUGCCUUGACUUCUCUUUUCUAUGGCUAAAGUUGGGAUAAUUGUCUGAAUCAGUUGAUGGGUUUCUCUGAUAUUGAGUUUUGACUAAAAUUUGGGUACAAACUAUAAAUAUUGGAUCCUUGUGCGUUUAGCAAUGUCUAAAAUAGAAGUCUUUAUCAUUCCUUUGGUUCUGUUUUUUUUUUUUUGCAGAUUUAAUUUUACACCUUUGCGGCUGUUUCUGACUGAAAGUAGAGGGGUUUGCUGGUUUUUCCAUAAUCGUGAUGUGAUUUCCUGUGUGGGCUCCUUUUCAUUAUGUUAUGGCAAGGCCACUGCUUGUUGCUUUUGAGAUCCAGUUUUGUGUACAUCUUGAAGAUCACUAUGAAAUACUCUUUAACUUGUAAUAUUAAUUGCAGAAAAGUUUAUGGCUGGUGUGUUUUGUUACGAUAGAUUUGGUUGUGUCCAUGACUCCUUGUGUUGCAGUUGUUUAUGAUAUAUUUGGUUGUGUCUUA
Molecule: messenger RNA, 3073 nt
Organism: Brassica rapa (field mustard)
Lineage: Eukaryota; Viridiplantae; Streptophyta; Magnoliopsida; Brassicales; Brassicaceae
Product: putative F-box protein At1g32660
Molecular function (GO): protein binding
Source: RefSeq, a predicted model, not a curated record